UGUUACGUGGCGCUCGACAAAGGCAGUUCUUUUAAAAUGAAGCAAGUCAUCCUCGCUCUCGUAUCGCUUUGCUUCUUCGGCCCUUUUGCAGAAACGUGCGACUCCACAACGAUAUCCGAGGCUAACAUUGACUGCUACAAAAGAUUUGAAAAGGAACAUGGCGGCCUUCCCCGAAAACCAAAUGAUCCAAUUGAGCCAACUGGGAAUAUAAGAUUACUCUGUUGUAUGUUAAAAUACAACAAGUAUUGCGUUCCGAAACUCCUAGAAGACAAAGGAUGCCACCCCGCUGCUGCUCUACAGUCUGCGACGGAGAUAGAGACAAGAAUGAAGAAUUGUCCAACAACCAACCCGAUAUGCGUCCCUCCACCACAGUGCAAGCGAGGCUUACCCGACGCCAAACUCAUUUGCGAGUACAGAUAUAAAAAGGAACAUGGAACCAUAGCUCCAAAGCGUCGUGCAGACCUGCAAGCGAGAGAUCAGGGCCGAGACAAAGUGCACAAAAAACGUUGCUGUCUAAUGCAAUUCAUCAAGGAUUGUGUUCCGAAAAUACUCCAAGAAGAGUACUUAUGUAGUGAUCCAGACUUUCUUGAGAUGUUCUUCGAUCAAAUACGAACCGAGUGUGGAACAUCCAAGUUGGACUGUACAGGUGUCCCUGCACCACAGUGCGAUGACGAACAAUUAUCCAACGCGAUGAAAAUUUGCGAUUACAAAUAUACGGAUGAGCACGAAACCACAGCUCCAAAACGUCGUGCAGACCUACAAUCUAGGGAUUUGAGCCCUGCUCAGGUGCACAAACUACGUUGCUGUCAAAUGGAAUACAACAAGGUUUGUGUUCCGCGAUUUCUCAAACAUGACGGAUGCAGUGAUCCAGAUUUUAUUGAAAUGUUCCUCGAGCAAGUACGCGCUGAAUGUGGAACAUCCAAGUGGGUCUGCAUGAAGUGCAAUCAAAGAGCUAUAUCCGAUGCCGAAUAUGUGUGCUUAAAGAAGUACGAACAGGAACAUGGCAUUAUUUCUAGAGGCCUGAUGUCCGGCAAUGACAAAGGACUGUGCUGCACGUUGGACUACAAGAAGAAUUGUGUUCCAGACCAAUUAAAAGCUAAAGGAUGUGGUGAACAACUUCUUCAGAAUUAUGUUGCAAAGAUACAGCGUGAAAUAACAAACCAAUGUGCAGCAUCGAACUCGAUCUGUGGGACUGUACCGAAGUGCAACGAGAAAACAGUGACCGACGCCGACACUGAGUGCGGCACAAAAUACAAGCAGGAGCACGACGCUAGUACUCUAAAACCCAAUGAAGACAAGAGCAACGAGAUGCGCAAGCAACAGUGCUGUUCCAUGGAAUACAGCAAGCACUGUGUUCCCGAAGUGCUAAAAAGGAAAGGAUGCAGUGAUGAGAUUGCUGCGUCUUUCAUUGCACAGAGGAAGAAGCUGAUGGUGGUAAUGUGUGGAACGUCGAUGGGGCACUGCGACAAGAGCAAGAGCACUGGCCAUAUAAUACAUCCCAUACGGACUUUGUCAACAUUCAUCUUUGUGAUGUCGGUGGGAACAAGCGGCUUUUACGGUCGGUUAUGAUAUCUGCAGGGUUAACUUACCAUUAUAAAGUAUCAUUAUCAGUUUUAUUUUCUUUAUAUUUUCAAUAGUUGAGCAUCGAGGCACAACGACAGGCAAUAAAUAGGUGCUAUGCG
Ornithodoros turicata is the source of this 1682-nucleotide messenger RNA. RefSeq lists its product as uncharacterized. Bases 37 to 1569 code for a protein of 510 amino acids. The transcript has 11 exons. NCBI's taxonomy places the organism in Eukaryota, Metazoa, Arthropoda, Arachnida, Ixodida, Argasidae. The record is from RefSeq and is a predicted model, not a curated record.